AUGGCUGCCCAAAGCAAGAUCAAUGUCCAACCCCUCCAUCCAACCUUCGCUGCCGAGGUCUCCGGAAUCGACUUCAGCAAGCCAGUACCCCCGGAGGUGAUCUCCCAAGUUCAGGAUGCUAUCGACAAGUACGGUGUGCUUGUCUUUCGCAACGCAAAUCUAGACGACGAUGCCCACGUGGCAUUCGCACAGUCAUUCGGGGAGCUCGAGCCCACCCCAGCUUCCAGCCUGGGCGUCAAAACCCGUCUUCCCAGUCCGUAUAUCGGGGACCUCUCCAACCUCGACCACGGUAACAAUUUGAAGUUGUUCGAGGAUAAGAUGUCUCGUCUCUUCGCCAAGGGGAACGAGCUAUGGCACGCCGACAUGCAAUACCAUCCCCGACGAUGCAAAUACUCGACCUUGCGCGCCGUGAAGCUCCCUCCCAAGGGAACCGGCGGUGAAACGCUCUACGCCGACUCCCGAGCAGCCUACGACGAUCUCAGCCCGGAAAUGAAGGACAAGAUUGAGAAUCUCGUCGCUUAUUGCUCCCUUCUUCACAAUCGACGAGUGGCGGCUCCGGAGCUGUACAAGGGCGUCGACGUCUGGGACUGGCCUAACGCCAAGUACAAGCUGGUAUACCCCCACGAGGGAACAGGACGGAAGAAUCUCUACGUCACUAGUUAUAUGCACAAGAUAGAGGGUAUGUCACAGGAGGAGAGCGACAAGUUGCUUGACGAAUUGAGAGCACAUGCGACCCAAGAAAAGUAUGUGCACACAGUGUUUUGGGAAAACGAUGGCGAUAUGGUCAUGUGGGAUAACACCGCAGUGCUGCACCGGGCAACCGAUGGCUCGGGGUACAUUGGGAAAUACGUUCGAGAUGUCCGUCGCACCAGCUGCUUCGACAGUGGAAAGUAUGCGUGGGGCGAGAAUGAUCCCAACAACCCCUGGAUCAUCAAGCUGCCCAAGGACCCCCUCGGGGCUUCAGUGGCGUGA
Molecule: messenger RNA, 972 nt
Organism: Fonsecaea nubica
Lineage: Eukaryota; Fungi; Ascomycota; Eurotiomycetes; Chaetothyriales; Herpotrichiellaceae
Exons: 1
Coding region: 1-972 (323 amino acids)
Molecular function (GO): oxidoreductase activity
Source: RefSeq, a predicted model, not a curated record